AUGCAGGCUGCGCGCAAUGCAUACGGGUCCCCGGCAGCGCCGCCUCCGCCUCCUCCACCAUCAGCUCCUGCGGCUCAACCACCACCUCCACCAACUUCACCUCCUUCAUCAGCACGAACAUCCUCCCUCGUAUCAACACCACUCUCUUCUCGCCCCUCUUCCUUUUCAGAUAAUCAACACACUGCACCACAUCACCAACCUCCCGUACGCUCUAUGCUUGACCCAAGCAAUUAUACCCUCACUAACGGUGGCUCUCAUCGACCUGGUGCUCAAAAGAGCUCGUCCCAUGGUAGGAUCAGGAUCGAAGACCCCCGGUUUAAAUUUCAGAACGAAUCGCUGUUCCCCAAGCCGAGAGAAUUCAUAGGCGGCCAAAAGAUGUACAGGGCCGGCAGAGGUAGCAGCGUACCCUUAGACCUAACGUCUUUGUCAUGA
Messenger RNA from Trichophyton rubrum CBS 118892, 432 nucleotides. RefSeq lists its product as uncharacterized. The record is from RefSeq and is a predicted model, not a curated record. The transcript has a single exon. NCBI's taxonomy places the organism in Eukaryota, Fungi, Ascomycota, Eurotiomycetes, Onygenales, Arthrodermataceae. The coding region runs from base 1 to 432 and encodes 143 amino acids.